AUGGAUAGCACAAAGCACGAUGGGGGCCAUGGUGUUGCAGUCAGCCCAAGACGGAGCAUGGACAUCCCGGCACCAAAAGCGGAGAUGAAUGCCGAUGAGCUUCGUCUGGCGCAAAUGGGUCAUACACAAGAGCUGAACCGACAUUUCAGUACUCUAAGUCUCAUCGGCCUAGCCUCCACUACAACCAUUUCGUGGACGGGUCUGGGUCUCGGCCUAAUCACCGAAAUUGGAGCCGGAGGCCCUGGAGCAGUCAUCUAUGGCUUUAUCCUCGUGACUAUUCUGCAAUGCUUCCUCGGGGCGUCACUGGCGGAGUUUGUGUCUUCUUAUCCUACCGAAGGCGGCAUGUACCAUUGGAUUGCUGCUGUCGCGCCAAGAAGGACGACUGGUAUUUUGAGUUUUCUCACUGGCUGGUUCAGUGUUCUUGGUUGGAUCUUUACUACUGCAUCAACAAACAUCAUCUAUGCACAAAUCCUCAUGGCUUUAAUCGCUCUGUACAUGCCCGACCUCGAGAUCAAAGCCUGGCAGACUUUCAUCGUUUACGAAGGCUUGAACCUGCUCACCGCUGGCGUUGUCAUGUUUGGAAACAAAAUCAUCCCCGCCUUGAACAGGUUCUCGCUCUUCUACUUGCAGAUUGGCUGGCUCGUGGUGUUGAUUACCGUGGUUGCAUGCGCCCCCACACAUCGCGAUCCUGAGUUCGUUUUCAGGACCUGGAUCAACACGACUGGUUGGGAGAACAACGCUAUUUGCUUCAUCACAGGAUUGGUUAACCCUCUGUACUCUCUUGGUGGUCUCGAUGGAGUGACCCAUAUUACAGAAGAAAUGCCCAACCCAUCGAGAAAUGCUCCUCUUGCCAUUGCCAUCACACUGAUCAUUGCGUUCUGCACUGGUAUCACUUAUUUAAUCAGUCUGAUGUUUUCGAUACAGGACUUUGACCAGCUUACCUCGGGCAACACUGGUAUGCCUCUUGCUGAGCUUUUCCGACAGGUCACACAAAAGACUGGCGGCGCAUUUGGUCUUCUGUUUAUUCUCUUCAUUGCCCUUGGUCCUUGCGUUAUCAGCUCGCAGCUAAGCACUGGCCGAGUGUUCUGGGCAUUUUCCCGAGAUGGAGCUAUGCCCUUCUCCAAGGUUUGGUCCAAGGUCCACUUCAGUCUGAAGAUGCCUUUCAAUGCCCAGCUGGCAGUAACAGCCAUCAUUGCUGCCUUGGGUUGCUUGUAUCUCGGUUCAUCGACAGCAUUCAACUCCCUUCUUGGAACGGCCGUUACGAUCAACAAUAUCUCAUACAUGUUCCCAAUUCUCACCAACCUGAUUACUGGCAGGAAGAACAUGCACAAGGGUGUUUUCCACAUGGGUCCGACCAUUGGCCCCAUAGUCAAUGUUGUGACCGUGUGCUGGCUCACUUUUGCGAUUAUCUUUUUCUCCUUCCCGUACGUUAUGCCAGUUGAGGCUGCAAACAUGAACUACACAUGCGUCGUCGUGGGUGGCUUGGCAAUUCUGAUUGGUGGGUGGUGGUUCAAAGCAGGCAAGGACGAUGCCAUUGAGUUACAAUCCAAACGACUGCCUCCCAGCACGGAAAAAGGCUCAGUUUGGGAACCACUCGUUGAAUCGGAAUCGGGUCACGAUAUCUCGAGGCGAAGCUCAGUUCGUCCUCUUGAACCUUCUUACGUCGAAACGCCUGAGAACAAGAGCCUUUCGAUAAAGAAAGCCUGCAGACGCUUCCUCUUACUUAUUCCGCGCAUACCCCCUCUUAUUCGCCACUUAGCCUUGGUACAUUUCCCACCUGUUGCAAUCACCUUGGCCGUUCUCUCUUUAUACAUCGCCAAUCUUCGCUGGAGUAAUCCCACAAAUAACGCCUUGAACGCCCUUCAGUUUGCAGCCAAGAUUCACGAGGCCCUAAUCAUAGUAUCCAUUGGUGACAUUCUACUGGGACGAAUUAACCACCACCUCUUAAACAAGGGGGAUUCUCUGCCGCUUGGAUACCUUCCAUCACCAUUACUUCUCAAUUCGCCGUUUCUGUACCUCAUAAGCCCCGAGCUAUGGGCUCCAAUACUAUCUUCAAGAGGCCAACAUAGGACACGGAAGGCCACAGGUGUCAUGAUCCUUCUGUCCGCCCUCUUGUGUAUCGCUGCGAGCCCUCUAUCCGCCAUCACUAUGAUACCUCGUCAAGGCUGGCGACCCGCCCAAUAUCUCACAGCGAGUGAACUGAAGACCACAUACACUCCCGGUACUCUUUAUAACACUGACUUAGACGCCGGAGACGUUCCAGUCCACAACUAUACCCGAUAUUCUGCAUGGUUUACCACACCCAGCCAGAAGUCGAUUUUGGAAACCACUAUCACCAACGAACGUUCUGAAGAUCCUACUCCUUUUACGAAUGUGACAUAUUCAAACUAUCAAGCGACGGGUCGGCCUAUGUCAUACAAAACCCUGGGUAUCACGGCGGUUGCGACGUGUCCACUAAGCACUGUAGCUCGGUAUCUUGGAGACAGGAAAUACCGACGCGGGUGGGAGAUACCUAUCGCGCAACACCCCUGGCUACUCAAACUCAACGAAACAAAGAACAUGAGCAACUCAGGAGGCCCUCUGGGACAUAGUUUCAUCAACAUCAGAGAUGCAAAUCAACUACCGGUCAGCACCGAUAUCAUGUUUGCAUCAAUUAUGAAUGAAACUACGGAUGAAUAUUACGGGUACACCAUCCCGCAACGGCCUACAGUCGUCAGUUUCACCUUAUGUCUCAUAUCCGCACGAUGGACGGAGGCGGAUGUCUGGGCUGAGGACGAUAGGUCCCGAGAUGCUCUGAGUCAUUUCAGCUUCGCCAAUGGUCAAGAGGUCAAUGAAGUCAGAAAUUCCUUUGGCACUCGGAGUUUUAUAAGCAUGAACGAAGGUUGGAUGGCUGGAAUAGGUUCUGUGCCAACUAUAUCCGCAAACAGAUCAUCUUAUGACGAGGCACUAGAUUUCUGCAUCACAAGAAGACGAAACACGAUAGGACUGAUCCCAAAAGGACGGUCCGGAUAUGAGCCGCUAAGCCCAGACCACGCUUGCAUUGAAACCUUCCUUGCGAUGCAUGUCGCAGAUGCACUAGCGGAGCUUGGUGGAUUUCAAGAGGCCAUAUCCAAUAAGCCUUGGAACAGGUCUUUUAGUCUUGACGGCAAUUCAGUUGUCUACACAUCAUAUGAGAACGUGUACUCGUACCAGUUCGGCAGCAGCAUCGGUAUACCUAUAGCGUUUUCAGUUCUUCUCUUUCAUGUUCUUGUGGUCUUGAUCUAUAUUCCACUGCUGUUCUUCUCGGAGCAUCUCCGGAACAGACCAGGGUGGAGUAACCUGGGCGACUUGCUGGUACUUACAUUGUCCUCCGACGUCGACGUGGACCUGACAAAAGGUAAAGCCUCUGAAAAGUGGACAAGGCCUGUGGUCGUCAGGGACCUAGGUCAUACGGGGAGAAAGGAUAUUGUUGUAAGGGAUAACGGUGAUGACAUGGACUGA
Fusarium coffeatum is the source of this 3480-nucleotide messenger RNA. RefSeq lists its product as uncharacterized. The record is from RefSeq and is a predicted model, not a curated record. Gene Ontology annotation, cellular component: membrane. Lineage: Eukaryota; Fungi; Ascomycota; Sordariomycetes; Hypocreales; Nectriaceae. Gene Ontology annotation, biological process: transmembrane transport. Gene Ontology annotation, molecular function: transmembrane transporter activity. The coding region runs from base 1 to 3480 and encodes 1159 amino acids. The transcript is spliced from 8 exons.